This is a messenger RNA of Geodia barretti, 1002 nucleotides long. Lineage: Eukaryota; Metazoa; Porifera; Demospongiae; Tetractinellida; Geodiidae. The record is from the annotation of a GenBank genome assembly.
CUGCGCGCGCCCCUGUCCCGCAAGGAGAACUCCAACAUACUGCGGGAGAUAGGAACGCCAAAAACGGUGCCAGUGUCCGAGUACCGCGCUUCCGACCGCCAGCCCCUCGAAUCGUCGGCUGCUGCGCGGGUCAUGGGUCCAGUGGAAGAGGUCUAUCACGCCCUGGUAACCGGCACCCGGGACUACAUCCGCAAGAGCGGCUUUUCCAAGGCGCUGAUCGGCCUGUCCGGAGGCAUUGACUCAGCCCUCACCGCCACCGUGGCCGCCGACGCCCUGGGCAAGGAAAACGUGGUGGGGGUCACCAUGCCAUCCCGCUACUCUUCCGAGGGCAGCGUCAGCGACUCCAGGGAACUGGCGGAUAACCUGGGCAUUGAAUGCUGGGUGGUGCCCAUAGAACCAGCCCACCUGGCCUUCACCGACAUGCUGGAGCCUUACUUCGAGGGCACCACCGCCAAUGUUGCCGAGGAAAACGUCCAGGCCCGCAUUCGCGGCAACGUGCUGAUGACCAUAUCCAACAAGUUUGGCUGGAUUGUCCUGACCACGGGCAACAAGAGCGAAAUGGCCAUGGGUUACGCCACCCUGUACGGCGACAUGGCCGGCGGCUUCGCGGUCAUCAAGGAUGUGCCCAAGACCCUGGUGUACGACCUGUGCCGGUGGCGGAACGAAAAGCAUGGUGGGCGGCCCGGGAACAAGCCACCCAUACCCGAGGCCAUCAUCAACAAGCCCCCCAGCGCGGAACUGAGGCCCGACCAACUGGACGAGGACACGCUGCCGCCCUACGAGAAACUUGACCCCAUAGUGCGGGCCUACGUGGAAGAGGACUACAGCUACCAGGAGAUGGUGGAGAUGGGCCACGAUCCGGCGGCGGUGCGGCAGGUGAUUUCCUUCGUGGACCGCAACGAGUACAAGCGCCGCCAGGCCCCGCCAGGAGUCAAGAUAACCCCCCGCGCUUUCGGCAAGGAUAGGCGCCUGCCCAUAGUUAACCGCUACCGUCCGGUUUAG